GCGCGGGCUGCGCAAGGGGCCGCUCUAGGCCAGCAGGGGGCGUGGCGCUCGGAGUACCGCGGCUUCCAGCGCCGGAGCCAUGAGCGAGACAGGGCCGGCCGGGCGCUGCGGGGCGCUUCUCACUUGGCUGCAGACGUUUCAUGUUCCAUCUCCAUGUGCCAAGGAACAGGAUUUGGCCAGCGGGGUCACGAUUGCCCAGGUGCUGCACAAAAUAGACCCAUCUUGGUUCAAUGAAACCUGGCUCCUGAGGAUUAAAGAUGAUGCCGGUGACAACUGGAGGCUGAAGGUGAGCAACUUGAAGAAGGUCCUGCAGAGUGUGGUGGAAUACUCCCAGGAUGUCCUGGGCCACCAAGUCCCGGAGCAGCUGCUGCCUGAUGUAGCUCUGGUUGGAGAACUGUCUGACACUGCUGAGCUGGGCAAGCUACUGCAGCUGGUGCUGGGCUGUGCCAUCAGCUGUGAGAGGAAGCAAGAUCACAUCCAGCAGAUCAUGACCCUGGAGGAAUCUGUGCAGCAUGUUGUUAUGACAGCAAUACAGGAGCUCUUAAACAAAGAUUCAUCGGACACACUGAGCUCAGAGACUUAUGGGAACUUUGACAGCCAGUCCAGGAAGUAUUACUUCCUCAGUGAUGACCUAGAGGAGACGGAUGACAUGCGCCAGCGCUGCCAUGACCUAGAGCAGCAGAUCUCCAUCCUGGUGGAAGAAAAGAAUACUUUGGCACUAGAGAACAAGAGUCUCCGGGAGCAGAAAAGCUCCCUUGAGUCAGAUGCUGCUGGGCUCACUGGCAAGAAGUUGCUUCUGCUUCAAACCCAGAUAGAGCAGCUGCAAGAGGAGAACUUCCGGCUGGAAAGCAGCAGAGAUGACUUCCGAGUGCGCUGUGAAGAUCUCGAAAAGGAAGUGCUGGAGCUUCAACACCGCAAUGAGGAGCUGACCAGCCUGGCUGAGGAAGCCCAAGCACUGAAAGACGAGAUGGAUGUGUUGCGUCACUCCUCAGACAAGGUGGGACGGCUGGAGGCUAUGGUGGACUCCUACAAGAAGAAGCUGGAAGACCUGGGUGACCUGCGGCGGCAGGUUCGGCUGCUUGAGGAAAGAAACACCGUCUACAUGCAGCGCACUUGUGAGCUGGAGGAGGAGCUUCGGCGUGCGAAUGCUGUCCGUGUGCAGCUGGAGGCACAUAAGAGACAGGUGCAAGAGCUCCACAGCAAACAUGCAGAUGAGGCUUUGAAGGCAGAGAAAUGGCAGUUUGAGUUCAAGAACCUCAAGGAGAAGUUUGAGGCCCUGGUCAAAGAAAAAGAGAGGCUGAUUGAAGAGCGGGAUGCCUUACGGGAAGCCAAUGAAGAACUGCGAUGUGCUCAGGUGCAGCAGAAAUUCCUAAACCAAGCAGAUACCAUCCUAGAAGAAAUUGCCUCUCCUGUGGAUAAUUUAGCAGCUGAGAUUAUGCCAGCAGAACUCAAGGAGACCAUUGUGCGGCUGCAGCAUGAGAACAAGAUGUUAUGUGCACAAGAGCUGUCCUAUCGGCUGCAGCAGACUGAAUUGCAGGGGCUGCUGGAGGAAUCUAACCGUACUAAGAACCAGCUAGAGGCACAGCAAAGACUGAGCCAGCAACAGAUCACUGAGCUCAAGGUGCAAGUAGAGGAGCUGCAACGGGCCCUCCAGGAGCAAGGAAGCAAAGCAGAAGAUGCCAUUUCUUCUCUCCUACAGAAGAAGCUGGAGGAGCACCUAGAGAAAUUGCAUGAGGCCCAUGCAGAGCUUCAGAAGAAGAAGGAAUGCCUUGAUGAAUUGGAGCCAAAAGUGGACAGCAACACUGCCAAGAAGAUUGAUGAACUGCAGCAGUCUUUGAAGAAGAAAGAUGAAGAUAUGAGAGCCAUGGAGGAACGAUACAAGCGUUAUAUGGACAAAGCCUGCACAGUCAUCAAGAAGCUGGAUCCCAAGCAGCAGCCUCAUGGAGUUCCACUGGAGAUCCAGGCUUUGAAAAACCAGCUGCAUGAAAAGGAUAAGAAAAUCAACCACCUGGAGUCGGAUUUUGAGAAGACAAAAUCUCAGCAGGAACAAGAAGAGAAACUCAUCAUCACUGCUUGGUAUAACAUGGGCCUGGCGCUGCACCAGCGGGCUACAGAGGAGCGGUCAUCCACCUCUACACCAGUCCAGUCCUUCUUGGCCCAGCAAAGAUUGGCCACCAAUACUCGACGGGGCCACCUGAGCCGAGCUCAACCCUUGCUGCUUCGAUACGUUGGUACAGACAAACCUCAGUUGUCCUGAUCUGGAAAAGCUGUCCUGUGGAUCUUCUAGAGAAUGCUCACUUCCCAGGGGGGAGUGAAAUCGGAAUACCUGUUAUGCAGUGGUACUUCCUCUGGAAACCCCCAUUUUAUCCCUAUUGUUGAAAUUCAUUCUCUGAUACUAAAGAUUAUUCCUAUGCCCAA
Molecule: messenger RNA, 2418 nt
Organism: Lacerta agilis (Sand lizard)
Lineage: Eukaryota; Metazoa; Chordata; Lepidosauria; Squamata; Lacertidae
Gene: HOOK2
Product: hook microtubule tethering protein 2
Exons: 23
Coding region: 80-2257 (725 amino acids)
Biological process (GO): cytoplasmic microtubule organization; cytoskeleton-dependent intracellular transport
Cellular component (GO): centrosome; cytoplasm
Molecular function (GO): dynein light intermediate chain binding; microtubule binding
Source: RefSeq, a predicted model, not a curated record